AUGAGUUCCUCCACGGCUUCAACUACAACAGAAGUCAACCCUUGCUUCCAACAACUCUUCACCGAGCUCGAAAACCGCUUCCAAUCCACAACCCUAGGCCCUGAAAAAUGGUACAUCCUCGCCAUAGCCACACUAGCAGCAAGUCCAGACCCCGAACGCGCCGACCAACUCUACCUCCACCUGUGCUCACAACCAAACAACAAAACCCCAAGCCGCCGACAAGCCAUCGUCCGGCGCCUCCGCGAAGCCCUCAUCAAGUCCGUCCCCAUAGUCGGCGUCUGCAAACCCAUCGAAGCAAUCCUCUCAAUCGGCAAAGUCGAACGCGAAGAAGAUAAAGAUUACACCUGUACCCGGUCUGGGUGGCACUGCGAUGAAAACAACCAUGAGCGCGGCACGGCGUGGAUGCAGAAGCUUUAUUCGCGGGAUACGACGGGCACGUUGAAUCUUUUUGCGGCGCAUAAGGAUUUCUCGUGGUUGUCGGAGGAAAUUACGUAUGGGUUGUUUUUGUCUGAUAGGCAGGUUUUGGAUGAUGUUGAUACGCAAUUGGUUGUGUUGCCGGGGAUUAUGAGCCAGAAUUUGCCGAAUGAGACCCAUUGGCAUAUAAGGGGGACGAGGAGGUUGGGGUUGCCUAAGGAGGAGGUUGAGGUUAUUUGGGAUUGUGUGCAGCUUGUUGCGAGGUCUUUUGAUGUUAAGUUGAAUAAAGUGCCUACUGUUGAGCAGGUGGAGUAUGAUGUUUAG
This is a messenger RNA of Penicillium subrubescens, 738 nucleotides long. RefSeq lists its product as uncharacterized. NCBI's taxonomy places the organism in Eukaryota, Fungi, Ascomycota, Eurotiomycetes, Eurotiales, Aspergillaceae. The record is from RefSeq and is a predicted model, not a curated record. The coding region runs from base 1 to 738 and encodes 245 amino acids. The transcript has a single exon.